Messenger RNA from Girardinichthys multiradiatus, 3152 nucleotides. RefSeq lists its product as uncharacterized. Bases 274 to 1905 code for a protein of 543 amino acids. Gene Ontology annotation, biological process: cell surface receptor signaling pathway. The record is from RefSeq and is a predicted model, not a curated record. Lineage: Eukaryota; Metazoa; Chordata; Actinopteri; Cyprinodontiformes; Goodeidae. The transcript has 9 exons. Gene Ontology annotation, molecular function: transmembrane signaling receptor activity.
GGAAUUUGUGAUGAAUAUGACACUGUGCGCUUUUUGAAGAAUAAAAGUACCCUCUCGUGAAGGUGUUUGAGGAGAGAAUAUUUCUGAGUACUGUUUUAAUUAUUUCAGCUCAGAGAUCCGACCGCAUCACUCCCAAAUAUUGGUGGCCCAUACGGGGAGUUUGGUUUGCGGUCGCUCCUCCGGAGAGGGGCCUGGGUGGCUGUGGCCCAGGGCCCACAGCAGGAGGAGUGCCCCAGCUGAUGUGUUGACUUCUUGUCUGCAUUGCUUGGAGGGAUGACAGGUGGACGAGAACUGCUGCUCCUGGCAGUGAUGCCCCUCCUGGUGAGAUGUCAGAAACCAAGUGUGUCCAUGUAUCCUCGUCUGGAGUCGAUCUUCACUGGAGACUUGUUUUACUUGUAUUGUAAGGAUGUUUCGAAUGGAAGCACAGCAACCUGGUAUUUCAAUAAUGAAGCUCUGGAAAACAAGAAUAGUAUCCUGAAGAUAGCACCAGCUGCCUCCAAAAACUCAGGAACCUACCAAUGUAAAAUCAAAGACACAAGGAGUGAUGACUUCCAUGUCCGUGUUCUCGAAUACGUACCCAUUGCAUCGCUCACCAUCGCAACAGGUCAGCCAGUGAUGCGCAAGUACAGCAAAGUUUUACUGGAAAUUGAAAAUGAAACCGGACUGGACGGAUGGUUCUGCAAAGUUACCCGGGGAGAACAGACAUGGGCGGUUUACCUGAAACAGGUCGACAAAAGUGCAACGUCAUUUGUCUUUGAAACCAGGCCACUGAAUGUCCCUGAGACCAUUUAUUGGUGUGUUAAGAAGAAUGACACCUACAGAAGUAACCAAGUCAUACUCAGGACCACUGAAAAGGAAGUGACUCUGGAAAUGGACCCGUUCCCUGCAGCAGCAGGAGAGACUCUGACCCUGACGUGUCUAGUGUGGGGAACGAAUGACAUUAGCAACUCUGUUUUCUACAAAAACAACAGAAUCUAUGCGACCGUUACAGGACCUAUCUAUAAAAUCACCAAAAUCAAUGAAUCUGAAGGAGGAGAUUUUAAGUGUGAAGCCACCUACAGAUACAAGGCCCAGACCAUAGAGGCCUCACAUAAAUACGACUCUGAUGUUCAGGAGGUGCUGGUCCAUGCGAGUCCGUUCAGAGCGGUACUCUCCGACAGCAUGCAGUGCUCCUGUCCAACCUGUAGCGGUCCAAUGACAUACAGUUACUACAAGCAAAACGCCAAAUCAUGGAAAAUGCUUGGGCAAGACCAACGACCCGGCAGCAGUGGUACUUACCACUGCAGAGCUGUUUUGGGCUACAUGAGGACCUUACCCAGCAACUCUGUGAAUUAUGGCACCAGCAUAAUUGGGACGGUGAUUGGGUUCUUGGUUGCUAUUGUUGGGAUAGGAAUUUGUGUUUUUCUCGUGAUAUUUUGUUGGUACAAGCAGAGAAAAACUAAAGGGGACAUUUAUGAGGAAGUACAGAUGAGGCAAACAGGAGAUCCGAAAUAUGAGACUCUGAACGUGGCGCGUGUGAAAGAGGGCGAAUAUGACACACUUCAACCUGAGACAGAGGGCAGAAAGGGGACAGGCGGUACAUACGAAGCACUGACGAAACAAGACAACAAAGAGGAGGUUUACCACACCCUGGGAGAAACCGUGGCGUCAGAAGGAGGAGACGGAGGUUAUGAAGCUCUAAAGAAAGAAGGAAUCCUAAAAGAUGAAUAUGAAACCCUGAAUACCAGUUCAGUAGAGAAGAAGACAGGCACAGGAAGUGAGGGAGGAGACGGGGGUUAUGAAGCUCUAAAGAAAGAAGGAAUCCAAAAAGAUGAAUAUGAAACCCUGAAAACCAAGCAAGCAGAGUGGAGGCCAGGCGCAUUAAGCCAGGUGGAGAUAGUGGAAGAGAUAAAUGAGAACAAAUGAGAGUUCAGAUGUAAGAUGAAGAAUGAUGGAUUUCCUUCCACCCAGAGGAGGAAGAGUAAGAGCAGCAUUACUUCAAUACAUUUGUUCUCAACUAGAAGUAAAAAGUAACCAUCCAAAAAAUGACUCAAAUAAGUAAAAAGGUACUUGGUUUAAAGGCUACUAAAGUACUUAGUGACAGUUUGAUCAAAACAUCUGAUUUAAUUUGUACAAUAUGAUGUAAUCAGACAAAAAUAUUAAGUAGUCUGGUAUUUUAAAGAGUAAAAAUAACAACAUUAGGACAAAAAAGCAAAUUCAGGAAGAAGAAACGGUUUCAAAUCUAACGUGUUCACAACAUAAAGCUCUUAAAAAACAAAUAUAGUAGGUAAAGUGUUUAUAUGUCAGAACAAAGUAGUUUUUCUGACAAUAUUUCCUGUUUACUGUAUAGUAAUUUGAGCAGACUCAGCAGAUAGAAAAUAACAAUAAAACAAUGAAACUGUGUCCGAACAAUCGGUCCAAAACAUCCUUGUUCUUCAUUCAAUGAAGUAACUUCAUGGAGUAACCAGAACGUGUGCUUUAAUUUCCCUUGGUAUUAAUAAAGCUCUUUUGAAUUUGAAGUAAGAGUAACUUUACUUCAAAAUAAUAUUUUGGUGCAGUAGAACUACCAUUUUUUAACUGUAUAACUGAGUAAAUGUUACUAGUUACUACCCACCUCAGCUUCAACUAGCUGUCUGAUGACCUGCGCAGCCUUAUAUUGUUUAAUUAUGGGGAAAAUUAUUUUAGUUCACGUCUGUUGUUUAUAUUUAUAAUGUUAAAUAAAUGAAACUCUAAAAAAAAUCAACAAAAUGCCAAUAUGUGUUACAAAAUGUGGUAAAAUGUUCAUUUAUGGAGAGAACAUCAACAAACAAAACAAGUCUUUCUGUUUUUUAAAGUCAGAUUGCUUCACAGUAAUCGACAUCUGUUUUCAUUGCUUACCUUCACAUUACACGUACUUUGAAUCGCAGCAAAACUAUUAUUAACUCACUCUGCUAAAAAAAGAUUAACCAGAUGCAAAUAAUACACAGCUUCGCAGUAGGAAAAUGCACAUUUACCAGUAAAACAUGCAGUUAUAACACAGGGAACAUUAUUACAUGCUUCAGUAUUAUUUUUUACGGAUUUGUUUUGCAUUUUGGAAACAGAAAAUCACACAUUUUUAUAUGCAGAUGUAAACAUUUUUUACAGUAUUUUGUUUUAUACCCAUGUCUGCUAAAAUAAAAGCUUCAUAAAUCUAA